AUGCUGGAAACCUUGUUGUUCUCCUCCUUCCCAGGACCGCAGGAGGGCUUGUACCCUGAAGGUUGGCACUGGAGGCGGCCCCACGGGAAGACUUGCCCGGGUCUGCGGGGGUCCCCUUUCAUCUGUCCGAGGAGAGCCCCUUCCCUGCCGCUUUUCUCUGUGGUUCUUUGGGGUGCCCUCCUGUGGGCUGGCUCCCUCCCCAGUCGGGCCUGGGGGGUGGGGACGUUUACCCUGGGGGUGCUGGGUCCCUGGGACUGUGACCCCAUCUUUGCCCAGGCUCUCCCAAGAGUGGCCGCCCAGCUGGCUAUGGACCGAGCCAACCAGGACUCCUCACUGAUGCUGGGCUCGCGGCUGGCUUCCGUGGUCCUGCCCACGGGCUGUGACACGCCUCGCGCCCUGGCCACGUUUCUGGUCCACCAGAACACCGUAGCUGCUUUCGUGGGUCCUGUCAACCCUGGUUACUGCCCAGCGGCAGCCCUGCUGGCCCAAGGCUGGGGCAAGACCCUCUUCUCCUGGGCAUGCGAGGCCCCUUUGGGAGGAGGUGAGCUGGUGCCCACGUUGCCUUCGGCCGCCCACGUGCUGCUGUCCGUCAUGAAAUACUUCGGCUGGGCUCGUGUGGCCAUCGUGUCCUCCCACCAGGACAUCUGGGUGGCUACAGCCCGGCAGGUGGCCGUGACUCUCAGGACACACGGGUUGCCUGUGGUGCUGGUGGCUGCUCUGGGACCCGGGGAGCAGGGGGCCACAGAGAUACUGAAGCAGCUGCGCGGCGUGGACGGCCUGAAGGUCGUGGUGCUGUGCAUGCACUCCGCGCUCCUGGGAGGCUCUGAGCAGAUGGCCCUUCUGAGACAAGCGUGGGCCCAGGGCCUGGCAGAUGGGAGGCUGGUCUUCCUGCCCUACGACACCAUGCUCUUCGCCUUGCCCUACCGGAACCGCUCCUACCCAGCCCUGGGCCUCGGUGGGCCCCUUCGGGAGGUCUAUGAUGCCGUGCUCAGCGUCACCCUGGAGUCUGGCCCCGUGGACGAGGCCAUCAAAGCUGCCGGGGCCAGUGAAGAGGGAGCCGCCCACCUGGAGCCAGAGCAGUCUGCCCUCUCCUCCCCUCCAGGUACGCAGCCCCCGGGCAGCUUCCUCGCUCUGGCCCUGGCCUGUGUCGUGGUGCUAGCGGGUGGGGCCCUCACUUGCCUCAUCAGACUGGGCGUCCGGCAGCUGCAGCUGGUGCGGGGGCCUCACGGGAUCCUGCUGACAGCCCGGGAGCUGGCCUUCAUCCAUCCACCUCUAAGCAGUCAGAGGCUGCAUACGGACAGGGAUAGUGCGAGUGAAUCAAGAAGUGCGGCAGAUGGUGGGAGCCUGAGGUCGGUGGCCCAGGGGUCAGCCAGGAGCCCCCAGGAGCCUACCAACGUGGCCCUGUACCAGGGGGAGUGGGUGCGGCUGAAGACGUUUGAAGCUGGCAUGGCUCCGGAGCUGCGGCCCAGCUGCCUCCGCCUCCUGAGAAAGAUGCGAGAGCUGCGGCAUGAGAACGUUGCCACCUGCCUGGGGUUCUUCUUGGCCCCUGGGGUGAGUGCCCUGGUGCUGGAGCACUGUGCCCGGGGCAGCCUGGAGGACCUGCUGCGGAAUGAGGCUCUGCGGCUGGACUGGACCUUCCAGGCCUCCCUGCUGCUGGAUUUGAUUCGUGGCGUGCGGUAUCUGCACCAUCAGCAUUUCCCCCACGGCCGCCUCAAGUCCCGAAACUGCGUGGUGGACGAGCGCUUUGUGCUGAAGGUCACUGACCACGGCUACGCAGGGCUCCUGGACGCUCGGCGGGCUCCCCGCCCGCGCCCCGCCCCGGAAGACCUGCUGUGGACAGCUCCGGAGCUGCUGCGGGGGCCCCGGGGGCCCGGGCGGGGCACCCUCCGAGGAGACGUCUUUAGCGUUGGCAUCAUCCUGCAGGAGGUUCUGACUCGAGGCCCACCCUACGGCUCCUCGGGGCUCUCGGCGGAAGAAAUCAUCAGAAAGGUGGCAUCACCCCCUCCCCUGUGCCGGCCGCUGGUGUCCCCUGACCACGGGCCGCCCGAGUGCAUCCAACUGAUGGAGCAGUGCUGGGAAGAGGCUCCGGAGGACAGACCCAGCCUGGACCAGAUCUACACCCAGUUCAAAAGCAUCAACCACGGCAAGAAGACCAGCGUUGCCGACUCCAUGCUGCGGAGGUUGGAGAAGUAUUCCCAGAACCUUGAGGGCCUGAUCCAGGCGCGGACUGAGGAGCUGGAGCUGGAGAGGCAGAAGACGGAACGGCUGCUCUCUCAGAUGCUCCCGCCUUCUGUGGCCGAAGCUCUGAAAACUGGGGCGACUGUGGAGCCGGAGUACUUUGACCAUGUUACCAUAUACUUCAGUGACAUCGUGGGUUUCACCACCAUCUCAGCCCUGAGUGAGCCCAUGGAGGUGGUGGGCCUGCUCAAUGACCUCUACACGCUGUUCGAUGCCGUUCUGGGCAACCAUGACGUGUACAAGGUAGAGACCAUCGGGGACGCCUACAUGGUAGCAUCGGGGCUACCCCGGCGCAACGGGAGCCGGCACGCGGCCGAGAUUGCCAACAUGGCCCUGGACAUCCUCAGCUCCGUGGGCGACUUCCGGAUGAGGCACGCGCCCGAUGUGCCCAUUUGCAUCAGGGCUGGCCUGCACUCAGGGCCCUGCGUGGCGGGGGUCGUGGGUCUCACCAUGCCGCGGUACUGCCUCUUCGGGGACACUGUUAACACUGCAUCUCGGAUGGAGUCCACGGGGCUGCCAUACAGAAUUCACGUCAGCGGAAGCACUGUCCAGACACUGCUCAGCCUGGACGAGGGCUACAAAAUUGACAUCAGAGGCCAGACUGAGCUGAAGGGCAAGGGCGUGGAGGAGACCUAUUGGCUGACGGGGAAGGCAGGCUUCCCCAGACCCCUCCCCACACCUCUGGACAUCAAACCUGAGGAUCCCUGGAAGGACCUCAUAAACCAAGAAAUCAGGGCGGCCUUUGCCAAAGUCCGUCAGUGCUCAGCUGGACCUUCGAGCUCAGGGAAGGCCUAGGCUGGGCCCUGAGGAGAGGGACAGCAUGGGACAGGGGCCUGCACCAGCCUAGACACUCCCAACCCCUCUCUCUGCUCCACUCCCCUCAAAGAAUUCCCUUGCUGAGGCCCCUAGCAGCCAACUGGGUGCUCAUUAGUAAGUGCCCUAGAGCGAUAUUAAUUGAUGUGUUCCAGUGUGAAUCCUACGGGCAAACUGGCCU
Messenger RNA from Myotis lucifugus (little brown bat), 3232 nucleotides. RefSeq names its product olfactory guanylyl cyclase GC-D-like. Gene Ontology annotation, biological process: receptor guanylyl cyclase signaling pathway; protein phosphorylation; cGMP biosynthetic process. The record is from RefSeq and is a predicted model, not a curated record. NCBI's taxonomy places the organism in Eukaryota, Metazoa, Chordata, Mammalia, Chiroptera, Vespertilionidae. Gene Ontology annotation, molecular function: peptide receptor activity; guanylate cyclase activity; ATP binding.